GUGAUCCGAAUCAUCGGUGGGUAUUGUACAAGUCCGCAGUAUGCACGGAUGCGCCCGAGGGCAGCAGCGGAGAUCUUCGCGUGAGCAUGUGCAAGGAGUGCGCCGAAGCAUUGUCGAACACGCACACAGACAGCCGCGGGCGGUGCCGCCCGCGCGUACGCAUGCCCCGCGAGGCUCUCGCGAAUGGCAUGUGGCGUGGUCCUGACCCGGAAGAGCUGACGAACUUAACGUACACCGAGUGCAAGGUGAUCAACCUGGCGAGGGUGUACGUCAGCGCGAAGCGCGUGUUGUUGGACAGGGCGUCUUUCGCCAGGACGAGUGCCGACGAGGCGCCGCGCUAUCACCAGAAGAACGUUGUUGCGUACCCGCAGAGCCCGGACGCGGCUCUGACUGCCAUCGGACUGUCGCCGAUGGCCCUGGCGCACACUCUGAUCGUCCAGUUCGUGGGAAGCCGCGCUGACGGUAUCUGGCAUCACCCUGACUUGCAAGUUUCCGUGGUGCGACUUCGAGCAGCAUUUCGUUGGUUGUGCUCCAACAGCUGGAACCACAUGGAAGCCACGCGACACCAUGCCGCAUGUGCGGAUUCUGGCUUACUCCACGAGUCGAUCGAGGAGUUGCUGGACGCGUACGCGACGAGCGUUGGUGGAUCCUCGGGCGUUCCGCGCGAGCUCGUCGACUCGGCGACGUCGAUCAGCGGCUCAAGAGCUUCGGUGCAGUCUAAAGGACCAGCUGACUGCACGGAAGAAGGUGAACGCGACACGGAGGAGAACGGGCCCGAAGAGGCGGAGAACGCCGCCGUCGUUAACGGCGGUUUAGCAGACGUCGACUCCCUGCAGCUGUGGACACAGGUCAUCAAAAACUUUAAGGCGGCACAGCGGAUUAAAGAGGAAUUGGCCGCUCUAGACCCCGCCGACUUAUCUGCUCGCGCCGAGAAGAAGAGAAUGCACGGUGUGAGCAUGGCCCAGGCCAUCGAAGACCUGGAGAAGCUGUCGAAAGAGAAGAUGCGAAAACGUUUGGAAGAGUGGGCGCGGUCGGAGACUGACGACAGAGCGCCCUUGAAGAUCACGCACGAGACCACGUUCUUGUCUGCUCGCACGCCGAACUUUUGGGACCUGGAGUUCGUCGCAUCCGUGGUCAACAUCUUUAUGCGUCGAGAUCAGAUGAGCAAGGUGGAAGCGUGCAUGAGGGAAAUGCCCGGCGGCGGCUUCAUGGGCAUAACUCCCGAUGAGAUGCAAAGGAUGAACGAGAUCACAGCGUAA
Prorocentrum cordatum is the source of this 1259-nucleotide messenger RNA. The record is from the annotation of a GenBank genome assembly. Lineage: Eukaryota; Dinophyceae; Prorocentrales; Prorocentraceae.